Molecule: messenger RNA, 1974 nt
Organism: Syngnathoides biaculeatus (alligator pipefish)
Lineage: Eukaryota; Metazoa; Chordata; Actinopteri; Syngnathiformes; Syngnathidae
Gene: kcnc3b
Product: potassium voltage-gated channel, Shaw-related subfamily, member 3b
Exons: 5
Coding region: 1-1974 (657 amino acids)
Biological process (GO): protein homooligomerization; potassium ion transmembrane transport
Cellular component (GO): voltage-gated potassium channel complex; dendrite membrane; neuronal cell body membrane
Molecular function (GO): delayed rectifier potassium channel activity; protein binding
Source: RefSeq, a predicted model, not a curated record
AUGCUCAGUUCGGUGUGUGUAUCCUCUUUCAAAGGGCGCAAGGGUGGGAACAAGUCGUCCAACAAAGCAUGUUACAGCGCAGACAUGACUUGUCCGUCGGAAAGCGAGAAAAUCGUGAUAAACUGCGGCGGGGUGCGCCAUGAGACGUACCGGAGCACCCUGAAGACCCUGCCCGGCACCCGCUUGUCGUGGCUGACCGAGCCGGACGCCUUCAGCAACUUCGACUACGACCCCAAAUUGGACGAGUUCUUCUUUGACCGCCACCCGUCCGUCUUCUCCUUCAUCCUCAACUACUACCGCACGGGCAAGCUGCACUGUCCCAACGACGUGUGCGGCCCCCUGUUCGAGGAGGAGCUCGCCUUCUGGGGCAUCGACGAGACCGACGUGGAGGCGUGCUGCUGGAUGAACUACCGCCAGCAUCGGGACGCCGAGGAGGCGCUGGACAGCUUCGAGACCCCCGAGCCGGACGCGCCCGACGACGACCCGGCCCUGGGGGGCGCCGACGGGGACCUGAAAAGAUUGUGCAUGCAGGAGGACGCCCGGAGGGCUGGCUGGUGGAAAACCUGGCAGCCCAAAAUAUGGGCGCUCUUCGAGGACCCCUACUCGUCCAAAUACGCCCGGUAUGUGGCGUUUGGCUCCCUCUUCUUCAUCCUCAUCUCCAUCUCCACUUUCUGCAUGGAGACGCACGAGGCCUUCAACACCAUCCUCAACAAGACCGAGAACGUGACGAAUGGCAACACCACGCGCGAGGAGAUCGUCUACGAGGUGGUGACCGACAGCUGGCUGACGUACGUGGAGGGCGUGUGCGUCAUCUGGUUCACCAUCGAGGUCCUCCUGCGAGUCAUCUUCUGCCCCGACAAGGUCGAGUUCUUCAAAAGCACGCUGAACAUCAUCGACUUUGUGGCCAUCCUGCCCUUCUACCUGGAGGUGGGCUUGAGCGGUCUCUCCUCCAAAGCCGCCAAGGAUGUCCUGGGAUUCCUCCGCGUGGUGCGAUUCGUCCGCAUCCUCCGGAUCUUCAAGCUGACCCGUCACUUCGUGGGUCUGCGAGUCCUCGGCCACACCCUCCGCGCUAGCACCAACGAGUUCCUCCUGCUCAUCAUCUUCUUAGCCCUCGGCGUCCUCAUCUUCGCCACGAUGAUCUACUACGCCGAGAGGAUCGGCGCGCACCCGGACGACCCGGCGGCCAACGCCCACACCAACUUCAAGAAUAUCCCCAUCGGUUUCUGGUGGGCCGUGGUGACCAUGACCACGUUGGGCUACGGAGAUAUGUACCCGGAGACGUGGUCGGGGAUGCUGGUGGGGGCUCUGUGCGCCUUGGCCGGCGUGCUGACCAUCGCUAUGCCCGUCCCGGUCAUCGUCAACAACUUCGGCAUGUACUACUCUCUGGCCAUGGCCAAACAAAAGUUGCCCAAAAAGAAGAACAAACACAUACCGAGGGCGCCUCAGCCGGGCUCGCCCAACUACUGCAAGCCAGACGCCCUGGCCAUGGCUACAGCCUCGCCGCAAAGGCUCUUGGGAAAUGUCCUAGGUGGAGUGAUGGGCUCCGGAGGCCUAGGGGGCGACUGUCCCCUUGCCCAAGAAGAAAUUAUAGAGAUCAACAGAGAUUCCAAGCAGAACGGCGACGCGGCCUCGGCCGCCCUGGCCAACGAAGACUGCCCCACCAUCGACCAGGUGCUGAGCCCGGACGAGAGGAGCCCCAUCGGGCGGGUUCCGACCCGGGAACGCUACCAGCAGGACCGCGCCUGCUUCCUGCUUAACACCAGGGAAUUCCGAGCCACAGAUGGAAACGUGCGGAAAGGUUGUGUCAUAUCACGCGUGUCGACAAGCUACGAGAAAUCUCGCAGUCUGACGAACGUAACGGGGCUGUCUGGCUCGUCUCUUCGGCUCGCCCCCGUCACGAGCCCACCUUUCGAAAGCUACGAGGCGCCGGGCCCGUUACGCCGGUGCCGUUCCCCCAUCCCCUCCAUUUUGUAG